CUGCGACAGACUCCAUCCCUUCUGUGUGUUCUCUAACUUCUGCAUUUCAGAAAAAUGGUUUUCAACCAGUUUAAUAGACCAUGGGGAGAUUUUGAACUCUACAACCAGACUCUCAUCUUUAAUUUUGUGCCAUUGAACAUCACUCUUGCACAGAAGAUUUUCACUCUGACCCUUUUGGAGAGGAUAUUUGGAGGAUGAUAUUUUUUUUCUUUUUGCCAGAGAAAGAUUUUGAAGAGUCUUCACUCAUUCAUACACCAAGGGUGUGUAACAUUUCCAGCUCCUAAGAUCCACAGACCUUGGCCGCCACAGCUUGCUUUACAUAAAGGAGAUAGGACAUGGCUGGUUUGGCAAGGUAAGUCUAGUUUAUUUGUUUUAUGUUGACUGUUCAGACAUAGAUGCCCUAGGCUGUGCCUGUACGGAUCAAACGUUUACCUUUGUUCUGCUCUGUAGUCAAAUGUAGUCCAGAGGAUGUGAAAAUGUCUUCCAUGCUACAUUACCUUUGAGGUUCCUCUGUAACACUGCUCUCAUCCUCAGCCUUUGAUGUUGGACUUGUUUCUUGACAUCUCGCUGCAAGCAGUGUUUCAAAUUGAGUUAAAGCGAUAGUUCACCCAAACAUGAAAAGUCAUCAAUUACUCACCCUUAUGUAGUUCCAAACCUGUUUGACUGUCUUUCCCCCAUGGAACACCAAAAAAGGUUAUGGACUGACAGACUAAUAAAAAAUAAAAUAAAAAAUAAAAAAGACUUUUUUGGGGGAAGAAUAUGCAAUGAAACUGAAUGGUAACUGAGGCUGUCAGUCUCUAACCUUCUGCCGUUUUCUUUAAAAGUAAAUGAUUUUCAUUUUUGGGUGAACUAUCUCUUUAGGGAACUCCCAUAAGAACAAAAAAAUAAAUUAAUAAACUUGGGGGGAAUUUAAAAAGAAGGAAAACUUUUCAUUAGUGAUUCGAACCUUCUGAAAUUUGAAAUGUCUAAACUCGCCCAAGAGCACAACUCUGACUCUCUUUUACCUUAAUGGUAUUGUUCAUACACUUAAAUUACUAUAACUAUCUCUGUGUUAACUAUUGUGCUGUUGAAUAGUCUUGUUAAUUACAUAAUGGCAGGGAUUGAGAAGCUCUGACACAACUCGAACAUUUGCCUGCAAAAAUUGUUUGAUAUCUUUGUUUAGCUGUAAAUACCAGAAAUAGUUCACUUCGAUAUUUGUAAGGAAUGGUGGAUGCCUCUCUUUCAUUCUCAUUCUUUCUCUGUUCUUUCUUGUCUUUUUGUAACACACAUACAUAAACACACUCUACCACAAUUUCCCCAACUUUCCAUUGAAUGGGUAUGUCCAUCUAUGUGUCUGUGUCUCUGUGGCUGCAUGUUUCGUGUGCGUCUGUUUCCUUUUGAGCAUCUUUUUGCAUGAUUCCUGGACUUUAUUUAAAUCAAUUUUGGUUUUAUGUUGAAUAUCUGUCUUUCAUUCCUUUCCGUCCUUUGGGCCCAUUUCCUUCCUUUGUACAUCUAUUUGUAUCUAUAUGUGUCGCCUUGUCCAUAAUUGUGUGUGUGUUGUCCCGUUCCUCUGUUCACACUUGUAUGUCUGUUUCUGUUGUCUUUCCCUUGUGUGUAUGUGCAUUGUGCCUGUGUGUGUUGGUGUGUUCAUGUUCACAGGUGUUGCUGGGGGAGGUUCACUCUGGUCUUAGCAGUACCCAGGUGGUGGUGAAGGAACUGAAGUCCAGUGCCAGCGUCCAGGACCAGAUGCAUUUCUUGGAAGAGGCUCGUCCAUACUGGAGUCUCCAUCACCCGGCUCUAGUGCAAUGCCUCACCCAAUGCACAGAGGUCACACCCUAUUUACUGGUCAUGGAGAUCUGCCCUCUGGGUGAUGUUAAAGGCUAUCUACGCAGCUGCAGGGCAACAGAUUCCGUGACUCCUGACCCCUUACUGCUUCAAAGAAUGGCAUGUGAGAUCACUUCAGGCUUGCUGCACCUUCACAAAAAUAACUUCACCCACAGUGAUUUGGCUUUAAGAAAUUGCCUGCUAACAUCAGACAUAAACGUCAAGAUUGGAGAUUAUGGACUAUCACAAAACAAGUACAAAGAUGACUACUUUGUGACAUCAGACCAGACCUGGAUUCCUUUACGUUGGAUUGCCCCUGAGCUGGUGGAUGAGGUUCAUGGUAACUUGCUGGUGGUGGACCAAACCAAGGAAAGCAACAUCUGGUCACUUGGUGUAACCAUCUGGGAGCUGUUUGAGUUGGGGAAUCAGCCAUAUCGUCAUUAUUCAGACAGACAGGUUCUCAGCUAUGCUGUGAAGGACCAGCAGUUGAAGCUGCCCAAGCCUCUUCUUAAGUACCCUCUUGCCGAUCGCUGGUAUGAAGUAAUGCAGUUCUGUUGGCUUCAGCCUGACCAGAGGCCCACUGCAGAGGAAGUACAUCUGCUGCUUAGUUACCUAUGUGCCAAAGGCGCCAGUGAGGCUGAAGAAGAUUUUGAGAGACGCUGGAACUCCAUGAGACCCAACACAAGCCAUGCCAAUCUACACGGAGCCGGCGUGCUUUCAAUUGACAUGCCCAUGUCAUCCACCACUUCCUCAUUCCCCCUACUAGAGCAGUUUCCCUCUGGAGAUGGCUACCACUCUGAAUCUGGAGAUGACAUCCUAACAGUUACUGAAACCAGCCAUGGCCUCAACUUUGAGUACAAGUGGGAGCAGGCCAGGGCUGAACAGCACUAUCGUUCUUCAUCUACUUCUGGCACUUUAGGUCAAGGUAAUCCCCAUUGUCAGGAGAUCUACUACCCUCCAGGAGGAAUGGUGGGUGACUGUGCAGUUGAAGGACGCACCCUAGGGGUCUCUCCUUCAUACUAUGAUUCCAAGCAACUACACACCCCUGGUGUGGUACCAGUUUUGAGCGCUCAUAAUCCAUCAGUUGGUAAUGAAUAUUACAUCCGGAUUGAGGAGCCAGUGCAAAGCAAUAUUGACAUGAACUUCACAAUGUGUUCUUACAGUCCAGAGUUUGGGGAAGGCAAUGGAGGCUUUCUAAGUAGUGGAGACUCUGGGGAGUGUAUCAAUAGUCCCUCUGAAGCCAAGCCAGCAGACAUAUACUGGUCAGCGGAGGUCCACAAAAGCAGUGCCUAUGAUUCAGACACCAGUCCUGCUGUGUCUCUAACUAUGGAGCCAAUUUUAAGCCAUGAGAGUCCUCUCAGGCCAUGGGAGUCUGGUCACUAUGUUUCAUACAAAGACAGAGAUGUAGGUUACUAUUAUGAGCCAUCACCUCCAAAGCGAAUGAACCACUACCUAAUUGGAGACUCAACAGAUUUGCCACAAGAGAGCUGGGGGUCUCGAAGCCUGAGACAGGCACUUGGGGAACUGGAGGACCCUUUAGGGGUCUCACCAUCACUUGACAGUCCACCACAGGGCUAUGCUGAUCCUUACUUGGAGAACAUCCAAGGCAGCAUCAUAGGAAAGAAUGUCACUGGAGGGUACUAUGAUAUGAUGGGUUCCUUGAGGAAGACUAUGCCAGGCAACCACUCGGUUUGCAUCGACAUGGCGUCAGGUGGAGCUAUAUUUGUAGGGCGAGAUGACAGUGACUCCGAUGAAGAUGAGGAAAUAUUUGUGGAGAGGCAAGGAGGAAGUUGGUCCACCAGAAAUCCAGCAAAUAACAACACAAGGACCUUGUGUCAGAGCCAAAUGUCUUGUCUGCAGGAUUCUUAUGCAGACUUCCAUUACACUAUGCCAAUGACAGAUGUUGAGGAUACAUGGCCAGAAGAGCAGAGCCUGCCAUACCACAUUUCCAAACCAGUUGACUACUUAGAGGCAACAGUCAAAAAUAAUACUUGUUUGGUGCAUGGAAGACAUGUACCUUCAAUCCCUUCACCCGAGUGCAACUCGUAUAUGAAUAUAUGCCAUGAACUCAGAGAGGCUGAAGUAUAUCCCGUGCCAUGUUGUCAGGCUUUGAGCAGUUCGCAUUUUGUAGACCCUCUAACUGGGACACUUGUGAGGAACUGCUUUAUGAUCGACUGUAUUUCAGGGAAAAGCAUGGUGUUGCCCCAAAAAGACCAACAUCUCGGCCAAGCACCUUUAUCUGCUGGACAUGUAGUGUCCAAAAUAGAGACAUCAAGGGAAGGUGCAAAACAGUUUGAGCAAGUCUUUGAGCAAUAUGUGGAUAUUGCAGUAGGGGACAUGAUCUCGAAACAAGGAAAAACUCAAGAAACAUCUCCUGCAUACCCCAAGACCGAAGUUAUUACCAUCACCCCACAGUUGGAGAAAUCCCCCUCAGAAUUACCCAAUUCAGAGCCAGAGUCAGAGUUGAGUAAGACAGUGGACAGUGGUGUGGAUCGUGGAUGCUCUAGUAUCAGCCUGGUGGAGAUAGAUGACUGUAGUGAUGAUGACAUCACUGAUGUUACCUCAGGGAUUUUUGCUGACUUCACAGUAGACACCUUAGACACUGUUGACUACGCCAAUCCAACAUUCAAGUCGUUACAAAAGCAGGUUGGUACCCCAGACUCAAUGGACUCUAUUGACAUACCAUCCACAGCAUGCUCAAGUGAGACUCUCAGUCCUGCGUCCGUCCAUCCAUCAAGUUCUCCCAAGACUGUGGACAGUGGCUACGACACUGAAAACAAUGAAUCUCCAGAAUUUGUUCAAAAGGAACCCCAUGAGAUAAAAAAUACCAAAGCCUUAAUCCAGCCAUCGGGAAAAGUGACAUCUGGAACUAAAUAUGUCAGCGAAGAACAAGAGGCUGAAUGGGCCAAAGCUGAGCAGAUUGAACAGAAUGUUGGUACUGUAAUGGCCUUGACAACAUCUGAGAGUAGUGAUGGGGAGUUGAAGGCACUGAGUGAUAAAACUCCAUACAGAGAUUCGGCCUACUUCUCUGACUAUGAUGCGGGGAAAGAUAAAGAAAGCGAAGAGGACACCAGUGAACUUGAGGACCAGAAAGAUGGACCAGAGCUCCUACAUCCUCCACAGGAGACAGAUGGAGAUGAAUGUCCUUUGUCGUCUACAAAGGAGUGUGAAAAAACUCUCAAACAAGCUGAGGACAUAACCUCCCAAGUUCUUUCAAAGGUAGACGAAGGCGUGUCUUCUUGUGACCCUGCCAUCUGCUGUGAAUUUUUCUCAGCUCCUGAUAACGAAGUAUCCACCAUAGAAGACCAUUUUGAUGGUGUAAACCUUCGGAUAGACCCAGAUCGCUCUGCAGAACUUGUACCAUCAGAAUCACAAGGAUCUGACUCAGAUGCCUCCCUUUUUCCCUAUGUAAAUCAAGAGGAUUCUUUCAAGCAAGAACCUAGUGAGAAUAGUCCAUCUCUUGACCCACUGAUCUCUGAGGAUGAUGUUGCAGAAAAUAUUGAGUUCAUUCCAGAGGUCCUCAUUGAAGAGGAGAGUAUCAAUGAGCAGGACAUAUUCAAAAGUGUGAGCUGUGCGAUUUUGUACACAGAAGAACCAGUGCCUUCAGAGAAGUUAUUGGGGCUUGGGGCAGAAAGCAGCAAUUCUUCUGAUUCUGCUACACUUGAGGAUCUGGAAACCAGAAAUAAAGACCCUGAAGAGGAAGGAUGUAAAAGAAGCUCCACACGUUCUUGCUCUCCUCCUCCUCCACAAGAAGGAUGGGUGUCUCCCAUGGAUGGGGAAGAGGCAGAUGAGGAAGAUGGCAACUCUGAGGACAGUGAUGAAUCGGAUGAGGAGUUGUGCACAUACAGUAUUCAGGAGCAGAGCGAAGAAAGUGAGGACGAUAUCUUGCCUGUGACUAUUAUUGUGAGUGACUGCAGUGAUGCACACAAACUGAGAAGCCUACUCAAGAUGCCAACUCUGCUCAGUGAUUCACUGUCUGAUGAAAUGGAGACCAAAAAGAAGGUGGUGUCCUUCUUUGAUGAUGUCACUGUAUUCCUGUUUGACCAGGAAAGCCCGACCAGGGAGCUGGCAGAUCAAAGCUUUACCCUUGGUGGAGAGUCAAGCAAACCAAGUGCAAAGGGCAAAUUGCCAAACCAGAAGGAAAAAGUUAAUAUCUCAGAUGACUCUUCUGAUGGAAACAUCUCAGAAGAGAAUGCAGGGUUUGAAUGGGAGGACGAUUUUCCCUUGUUGCCCCUUCCCACAUCUACCAAGGGUUCUCCUCCACACAGCACUUCAAAGCCUAGCUUACCGACCAGCAGCACUAAACCUGCAGCACAGGUCUCCUCUCGUUUCACUGUGUCUCCAUCCAAUGUUUCACGAUUCUCCAUCACACAUGUGUCAGAUUCAGAUAUGGAUUCUGCAGGAGGGAGCAGUGAAGAUGGGGAAAGAGAGUGAAGCAUCAUACUACUGCCAUCUCACAGACACCUUAUUUAUUUUAUGUUCAUUUUUAUUUAUUUGAACUGGGAGAACCAAGUAUGAAAGUUUUAAUCUCCAUAAAAACAAUGUUUGAAUCCCCUUGAAGACAGUACCUCUUAUUGUCAGCAAAUACUUUAGAGCAGCCCUUUUCAAAGGGCCCCAGCAGACAAUACAUGUGAAAAUGACUUUUAAAGUCAAACGUGAAUAAAGUCUUAUCAAACUUGAAAUCAAGCAUAUUUUAAAUGGAAGAAAGUUUGAUGGAUUAGUUUAUAUGAAGCUCCUGGAACUGUUUACAACACAACACAUCAGAUAAAUUGAUGAGAAAAUGGUCUUAAUGAAAUGUAUCAAAACUGAACUGAUUUUUACUGUGAAGUAGCAAUGCAGUAUUGUCAGUCUAGUAAAGAAGGGAUUCUAAAAAGAAGGGGUAUUUAAUUGUUUUUAUGACUAAAAAGAAGUUAAUGACACACUGCUGCCUUGUGUUUGUCACCUACUUGAGAGUAGCAUAGUCUUAUGGUGACGUGGCAUUCUGAAACCAGUUGUAUCGUUUAGUUAAUGAAUACAAUGGAAUUUUUUCUUGAUAUCAAAUUUCUUUCUUAAGCAAAUCAUUUGAUUGCAAAGCAUAUGUUUUUAUAUAAUUUGUGGGAUUUAUUUGGUGUUUUUUCAUUGCUCGUAUUUAAAUCAAUGUCCAUAUCAAGUCAAUCAUUUUAACAUUUUAGCUUUUUCUCAGUUUAGAGCAAAAUCAUGUCAAAAAUGAUGUCCUGCUGAGUUAAAAGGAUAAAACUUUGGUUAUCAUCAGCUGAACCCAUGACAUCAAAAAUUGAAAUUAAAUGAUUACCUUUUGAAAUAGUGAUGUUAUGCAAUUAAACUAGAAAAUCUCCAUAAUACUCUUAAUACUCAAAUAUAUGAGAAAAUAUCAAACAAUAUAUAAUUGACUAGAUAUUAUUAUGUAAUGGGGCAGUUCAUGGUUUGACAUGGUAUUAAUGAUGAGAAUGAUGUAUUUAUCAAUGAUGCUGUACAUGCCUACUAUCUUUUGAGGGUUGAAGCAGAGUUGUAUUAUGAUAAGGGUGUAAAUGACAGACUUAUUUAGGUUUUAUAUUUCCUGGAGCGUUGAAGAACAAAGAUAAAUUCUCUUUAUAGUUGUAAGCUGCAAUGCUUAACAGACUGUCGUGGACUUUUGACCAAAAGGAAUAUUUCAACUUCUGAACAAAAUGGACAUACUGUGUGAUCUUAAAAUAUUACUGUCAGAUAUUGACUUCUUAUUCUCAUAUGUGGUUGGGAAUCAUUAUCACAUCUUUCACAACUCAGACAUGAUCAAGGAGGACUUGCUGUCAGAUGUGACUGAGAACAGUGUACAGUACGGAGGAACUCAAUGCUACCUGCACAAUUCUGUGUGUCCAACCCCAAACCUGGCAGCCGGAGUGCCAAGCAGAAAUCUCGAUCCACUACUCUUGAUAUGUUCCAUGUUUGUUUGCCAAUGAAGUCAUUAUUAUAUGUAAUCAUCUAGCUUAGAUCGAACUAGACAGCAGUCUGUACUAUUUUUGUAUUCGAUUAAAACAUUUUAAACUGCUGAAAGAUCAAAUGGGUACUCAGGAGGAAAGGGAAAAUCUCCAUGUGUGUUCUGCCAAAGAAAUGUGUAUUGUGACACAUAAAGGCCGAAUCGGUGUUCCAUAUUUGUUCUAAUUCAGAGGGGCAGACAGUCACUGAUUUUCCUGGGUUUUGCUGCAGAAAUUUGUCUGUAUGAUUGUUUUUGAAUUGCAGUAUUAUGUUAAGCAAGAGUGGUCGUAAGUCAGUUUCUCAAAUGCGUCACAAAACUUAGUGAGAAAAAUAAAACAAAUCUGUUUUACCGUU
Messenger RNA from Myxocyprinus asiaticus (Chinese sucker), 8106 nucleotides. Its product is annotated as serine/threonine-protein kinase LMTK1-like. Gene Ontology annotation, biological process: peptidyl-tyrosine autophosphorylation; brain development. Bases 1393 to 6237 code for a protein of 1614 amino acids. NCBI's taxonomy places the organism in Eukaryota, Metazoa, Chordata, Actinopteri, Cypriniformes, Catostomidae. Gene Ontology annotation, molecular function: protein tyrosine kinase activity; ATP binding. The transcript is spliced from 11 exons. The record is from RefSeq and is a predicted model, not a curated record.